UUGUAGUUGUCGUCGUGUCGUGUCGUGUCGUUUGUGUUGUUCUUGUUAAGACGUGAUUCGUUUGUUAUUAGCGAGAGCUUUUCGGAGCGGUGUUUUCCUAGUAAAUAAUAAUUUAUAUCAGAAUUAGUGAUGGACCUAGAAAAUUUUAAGAUUUUAUUAGAUAUCCCAAAUGGUGUAUACUAUGCCGGUUCUGUAGUAUCCGGAAAAUUAAAAUUUAGUUUGAACCGAGCAAAGAAAAUAAGAGGUGUAAAAAUUGAUUUUCUUGGAGAAGCCAAAGUUUCGUUCAAGGGUAAUUUAAAACCCGCUAGCCCGGAGGAAAUUUCGAAACGAGAUGAGGCUGUUACCUUCUGUGCUUCUGAAGAAUACUUUUCUGCAAUGUACUACCUCCUGGGUAGCUCUAACAGAACCAAUAAAACGAGAAGUGUCAACGACGUUCUGCUGCAUGUGGUGUCGCUCGGGCCCUCUGACGAUGGUCCUGAACUUGCCAUAUGCUGGGUUUGUGCCUGGCCAGAACAUACCUAUGAUCCUGGAGGUGGACAACGCGAGUAACGUCGAUGUGGAUAAUGUUGUCGUUAAGUUGCUGCAGGUUAUUACGUGGAAGGCUAGUGUACCUGAGAGUAAAACAAAGACAGACACAGUGGACCUGGUGGAACUCUCUCUUGCCAAUGUCAACGCCAAAGACUCAAAGACAUUCACUCAAACCUUUACAGUUCCUGUGGUCCCUGUAUACAGCCUGCACCAAUGUUCUAUCAUCACUUGUAACUAUGUUUUCAAGGUGAAAGCAGGAACGAGUGUCUGCUAUCUUGAUCUGACAGAAGAAGUGCCUGUGUUUCUGGGCACUGUGCCAGUGUACAAGGAUGGAGAAGCAUUUCCUGUAUAUUCCUCUGUGCCCAUAUCUACGAUGCCUAUGACACAACCACCAUUCAAUUCUUCUAUGCCGACAGCACAACAGCCAUUCUAUCCUCCUUUACCGACAGCAGCACAAGCUUUUAAUGCUUAUAUGCCGACAGCAAACCAGCCCAAUACCAUACAACAGACCACAUGUGAACCUUUCCAAAGGCAUCCUUCCAGUCCUCCAAUGCCUGCGCCAGAGCCUACCUCUAAUCCUUCCAUGCCUUUGCCACAAGCUCCAUUAAACUCCUCAGAUCCUUCAGCAGAAUUUACCUCAACUUAUCCUGCUUCUCUGUUGCCAGAACCAAUCGACAUCAAGGCCCGCCCACGCAACCAGGGUGGCUGGGCCCAUUAGGGACUUGUUACUGAUUUUGGUGCUCAAACUUUUGCCUGUAAGUCACGGAUGCCUUUUUAUGCCUUAAUUCUGUUAUACGUUCUUGAGUCUAUACUACAAUGAAAGAUCUCCUCUAAGUUAGAUUAGUUUUUAAAUGCAGAUUCUACGAGAUUUGUUCAAAAAGUAUUCAGAUAGUUUUAAUCUCCAAUGGUAAUCAUUAUAAUAAAAUUAAAUGCUGUAUAUUUCAAAUUAGUUAUUUAGCCGAAUUACUUGGCUAAUUUUAUGAACCUGUAUUGAUUAUUCCUUAACAAAAUUAACAGCAAAAUUUUAUUUUCAUGCACAUCGAAACCUUCAUACUGUUUUUAUGUUGAAGAAAACAGUAACCACCUUUAACUCACCAGGUAUUCCUCCUUGUGUCAUUUUGUUCCUCAAUGUGGAACUUGGACUGAAAGGUUUUGAGUUUCAAAAUGCGAUAGAAAAAUGUUGUAGUUGUAUAAAUGCUAAAUCAUGGUUUGAGCAACACAAACAUUGUUAAAUAUUUGGCAUAACACGGGUAUCUAUUUAAAGGCCUUGAAUCAGACCGUUCAUUCAUAAUUAUAGUCAGUCUGAUACUUUUUGAACAGAACUCGUAUAUUGCAGUGUAAAAAUACGCUUAUUCAAGUCUUUUACUAGUGGAAUAAUUUUAUAGGGACUUUAAUCCAAAUAACCAAUAGUUGCUAAGGAAAUACGAGGCAUGUUUUAAAAGUUAGUACCAUUUUAAUAUAUACAAAAACAAGUCACUUUUUGUAACAGCUUUAUUUUUAUAUGCAUGCUUCUUCUUGUCUUCUCUUCUUCACAACUGCAGCCAGCAUACAGAACCAUUUACUUCUGCCAUACUUACCAUACCAAACAAUAACCUUUUUUAUAGCAUCAUCAGAGAAAUUUGCUACCCUAUAUAAUAGUGACUGCAACAUGAUCUUUUGACGCUAUUGUUGUCAUUGCAGUGUUAACCUUCAAAUGAGAGGAAUUUUAAAUAUCCAUAAACAGAAGUAAAAAUAAUAAAUUUUUGCCAAACUUGCCAACAGAUGUAGGCUUGCAAUGUACAAGCGUGGGAUACCACUGCAGCUGCAAGAUUUUAAAAUGGUACUUACUUAUAAAACACACCUUGUACUUUUUAUUCUUAAAGCUAUGUUAAAUUUUAUAUUGUACUCAAUGCUUUCAUUUUUUUAAUUCUUAUUCGUUGAUAUAAAAUAUGUGGUAGUUGGAAAUUACAGUACAUAUUUCUAAAUAACCAUGUAUUGCAAUGAAGACUGAAAAGGGCAUAAAAUAAGAAUAAGAUGUUUCUUGAGCAAUUUUUAUUAACAAUACAUAAGAUGUGUGUUUGUGAUGAUGGUUUUACUUAAAUUUUAAUUUCUUAAUUCUUUCAGUUAAUUUAAUAAGAUUUCUGAUAAUAAAUUUCACCAUAACGUAAGUGAAUUUGUAAUAAAAAACGUUUGUGAUAUGUACUAGUUACUGCAAUGCAAAUAAAAUUGUUGUUGUGUACAAAAAAUAAUUACUUUUUAGUGUUUUGUUGUUAAGAGAAAACCCUAGCAGCUUUCUGAGUUAUUUAUAUCAAUUUCAAUUUGGUAUAAUAUCUGGUAUUUAGUGUAUAUAAAUUUAAAAUUAUUUCUAAUACUUUUGAGAUAGCCUUUUCCUAAUCUCACUCAUAUGAGAACUAAAAUGCUGCAAAUGGGUCAUUUUACACUUUAAAUGUAUAACAACUGUACCUGAAAGUUCACAAAACAAGUUUAUAUUUAAUGUUAUUGUGACUGGAUUAUGGUUGUGAUUAGGCUUCUUACCUGAUUAUGCGCAAUAUUGUACUAAACAUGUACUUACUAAUUUUAUAUAUUGAUGUUAUUCAAUUCAAUAAUGUUAGAUUGUUAGCCAUAUUAGAUUAGAUAAGGUUUUGCAUUACGGGUACGUUAUAUUAUAUCCUCUUUUUAUAAUAGAUUAGAUAUUGUUUAUAUACUGAUCUUUCUACCUUAUUUGCUCAAUAUAUAGCAUGAUCUGUGAUAGCAACACAGUUCCUAUUCUGUAAGCAAAAUUUUUCCUGAGCAUUGCUUUGUAACAGAAAUGUAUUUGAAGAAGUGUUCAUAAUAAGAGAUUUUGAGACUGAAUUGCAUCUUGUUACGCUUUAUUUUUACAGUUAUGAUGUUUAAUUAUCAGGAACAAAUAAUUAUCUUACAGCAGAUUUUACAUUGUUGGUGUAUGAAGUUCAUGUUUAGGCUUCUGUGACAUCGGACGAUUUUGAAUUCUAAUGCAGAAUAAGCAUCCAUCUGGCAUAUUGUACUGUUGUAUGGAUAGUUUUGAAUUCAGAUUGAAUCCGAAAGUUGAUAUCUCAACAGCAUUGGUUGGAUUUACAAGGAUUCUGGGAAUUAUUCAAUGAUUACUCUUUAUCUGCAGCAACUAGUGUUAUCAGAUUCAGAGAUUUACCAUUUCUGUGCCAUCCUGAUUGCACCGAGAUUAGCUGUCACUCAUGCCUGUAAUAAGUCUGCUGUCAGUCUAAACAUGUCUCGUUAGCGAUCAAAUCAAACAAUCGCUGAAAACCAAACCAAACAGUUCGUGAGUUGCAGAAAGAUUUCAACAUACGGUACCAAAAACCAUUAUUGCUGUAAUUGUGUUCAAUCGUUAAAACAACUGGUUGCGAAGUUCGUCCUAAAAUUACUCACAAAUGAUAAAAUUAAGUAGCGUUUGAAUUAACACAAGGUUUGUAAGAAAUUGUAACCACUGACCCCAACUUUUGGCUGUUGUGAAGUUGGAAUCCUCGCUCAAAGGAACCAGAUGUAAAACCGUUGAAGAGGUCAAAGUGAAUGUGGCGACUAAGGUAAUGGCUAUCCCAAAGGUGAACUCUGAAAUUUGUUUCUUGAAAUGGGAAGGAUUGUUUGAACAAGUGCAUCAUGCCCAUUAGAUAAUAUAAUUCUGAAGGAGACUAAAGUUUAAUUGCGAUCUUAGUCUUUCAGUAAUAUCAAAAUAUCAGAUACUUUCCAGGCCGGUCUAUAUGUUCAUUUAUCAUGGUCUGUGGUACGGUAUUGGGCUGUUGUGCUGUCGGCAUAUAAGCAUUGAAAGCUUGUGCUGCUGUCGGCAUAGGAGGAUAGUAUGUAUUAGUAUUAGAGACUGUUGCACAUGUAAUACAAAUUUGAUCUGAUGAUGACAGCUCUGAGCAAUGCUUGUUAGGAAAUUUGUGACAUAGGAGUAGUUGGUUGAAACUGACAAUAAAUUCUGAUAAGAUCAUGAAGAUUAAAGUGUGGGUUUUAUUGAUAUUUUGGUAAGGAGAGGAAGGAGUUUCUUAUGGUAAUCAUGAAAAGGAUGUUGAAGCUAGUAGCAUCUUUUUUAAGAGUUCAUUUCAUUAAAAUUAUCUUUUUCCAAGAUAAUUCUUUUCCUCUUGCAUGAUCAGUUUUAAAAAUAAGAAAUGACGACUAGGGCUCUAUGAGACAGCCAUAUAAAUAGCUGAAACAAGAUGGCCACUAGAGUAGCCUGGAGCUAUAUGGAUCAGGUAGUCCAUAUGAUAAGUAGCCUAGGCACCGAAGGAAGUGAGUAAAUUAAAACGGGUCUUUAAUGGGUACGAUUUUUUUCCAUCAUUCAUUUCUCUUUUAAUUUUUAUCCUUUUCCACCAUCCAUUUUCAUGUGGAGAUGAAAAGAGAGGACUAUACUAGCAGGUCCUAGAACAAUGACUGGAGUAAAUCAUUGUCCUCUGCAUACUUUUGCAGGAGGGUUAAUAAGUCUCUAUGGAGUCGGUGUGGGAGUCGUAUACUGCAUAAUAGAUUAGACUUUUGGACGAAAUCACUUUUGAUUUUCUUUUCUUUCAUUCAUAUACUCAGAUGCAAGAUUUAUUGAAGUUUAAGUAUUAGGAAACAAGAUUUUCGGUUGCUGUAAAAUAAUUAUUGUGUUUAUAUUCUUUAAGCUGUUGGCAGUGUAAAAUAUGUAAGGGGUAGGAAAGGAUAUGUGGGAAUAAAACACUACUGGCUAUUUUCGGUUUAAAUUAUUUUUUUCAAAACUACUUUUUUUGUAUAGUUACAAAGAAGUAGCUCUUAAAUUUCAUUCCCAACCGAAUACAUAUUGACAGGCAGCUUAAUCGUCUGAUGUCAGAGCCACCCACCUAAAUACGACCAACUUUGAAAAGUUUAGAGGAGAAUGUACCUAAUAAGAUUGAAAGCCUUGUUGUAUACAAAAUAAUGUUUAAACAAGUAUCAAGAAUAAGACUGAUUUUUUAUAUUGUUAUAUAAAUGGUUUUACUGUAUAUUUAUGUACCAUGAGUAAGUUUAGUUUAUGUAAUGUAUUAUCGUUUACUAGACUUAGUAUAAUAUUUUCAUUGACUCUUUUAGUGGAGAAUUUACAAAAAAAUUUUAUUAGAAAUAAGAGCUAAUUUGUACGUUUGUAUUCUCUUAGUAGUAUGAAUUUGUGAGCAGAAAUUUGUGAGUGAAUUUUUGUACUUGUAUAAUUUUUUAUUCUAUGGAUUUUUAUAAACUGUGCUUGACUAACUAAAGUAUAGAUUUUAUGCAGAGUU
Messenger RNA from Homalodisca vitripennis (glassy-winged sharpshooter), 5747 nucleotides. Its product is annotated as arrestin domain-containing protein 3-like. Gene Ontology annotation, biological process: protein transport. The record is from RefSeq and is a predicted model, not a curated record. Bases 332 to 1246 code for a protein of 304 amino acids. NCBI's taxonomy places the organism in Eukaryota, Metazoa, Arthropoda, Insecta, Hemiptera, Cicadellidae. The transcript has 6 exons. Gene Ontology annotation, cellular component: cytoplasm.